AUGCGUACUUCUUUCGCCGUCCUGGCCCUCUCGGCCGUCGCUGCUGUCUCUGCUCAGCGUAAGGUCUUCACUGCUGCCGACAUUAACGUCGCAGCUCUCACGGUCAAUCAGAAGGCCAACUGGUGUAUCGCCGAGCGUAACACUUGCAAGGUCCUGUGCCAGCCUAACCCCACAACCAACGACUGCGACUCGGGCACCCUUCAGUACUCUUGCCUCUGCUCGAACGGCUCUGCGCCUGGUCUCGAGUACUACGAGCAGACCAUGCCCACAUUCAUUUGCAACCAAGCCUUCGAGGAUUGCAUCGCCGCCAAUGUUGGCGACAAGAAUGGCCAGGACAACUGCACCACCAGCAUCAAGUCCCAGUGCGGUACUAUCGACGCCCAGGCUAACGAGGCCUCUGGUACCACCACCUCGGCCGCGGCCGCGACCACCGCCGCUCCCACUGGAACCGGCAGCGCUGCUUCUGCCGCGACCACGGCUCCCAGCAGCUCCAGCUCAUCUGCCUGGGCCGCUCCGACUGCGAACCCUGCCCGCUACGGAAACGCUGCUGCCGUUGCUGCCAUUGGUCUCUUCGCCUACAUGCUCUAG
Colletotrichum spaethianum is the source of this 588-nucleotide messenger RNA. RefSeq lists its product as uncharacterized. NCBI's taxonomy places the organism in Eukaryota, Fungi, Ascomycota, Sordariomycetes, Glomerellales, Glomerellaceae. The coding region runs from base 1 to 588 and encodes 195 amino acids. The record is from RefSeq and is a predicted model, not a curated record. The transcript has 3 exons.